Molecule: messenger RNA, 2070 nt
Organism: Colletotrichum destructivum
Lineage: Eukaryota; Fungi; Ascomycota; Sordariomycetes; Glomerellales; Glomerellaceae
Product: Putative tRNA methyltransferase, Trm1
Exons: 1
Coding region: 1-2070 (689 amino acids)
Biological process (GO): tRNA N2-guanine methylation
Cellular component (GO): nucleus
Molecular function (GO): RNA binding; tRNA (guanine(10)-N2)-methyltransferase activity
Source: RefSeq, a predicted model, not a curated record
AUGAGCGGGGAAGAGCCGGUCAUCACGUACGAUGGCAAGAACUACAAGGGCAUAACGGAGGGCAAGGCGACCAUUCUCGUGCCCGCCGAAGUCGAGAAGAAGGGCCAGCAAGUUUUCUACAACCCGAUUCAGCAGUUCAACCGGGACCUUUCCGUUCUCGCCAUCAGAGCAUACGGUCAGGAGGUUGUCGAGAGGAAGGCUGCGCAGGCCGCUCAGGUCGCGGCCAGGCGCAAGGACAAGAAGAGACGGAGGGUUGCUGCGGACGAGGGCGGCAACCGGCCGGCCAAGGUGCAAAUCACGGACGACGGCAAGGCGACCGAGAGCACCAAUGGCGAGGCCCAGGAGGUGGGGACUGAGAACGGCGCCAACGGCACCAGCGCGGAAGCCUCAGCGGACGCUGUGACUUCGACGACAGCAGCCGAGGCGCCUGCGACGACCGUCGAGGCCAAGGACGAAACGGUGGAAGGCGACGCAAAGACUGCCGCCGAGAAGGCCCCUCCUCGCUUCACCGUCCUGGACGCCUUAUCGGCGUCUGGUCUCCGUGCGCUGCGCUACUCGCACGAGCUGCCCUUUGUCACUUCGGUGACGGCCAACGACCUCACCAAGAGCGCGAUCGAGUCGAUCAAACUGAACACGAAACACAACGGGCUGGAGGACAAGAUCCAAACGAGCCACGACGAUGCCAUCGCUCACAUGUACCGGCGCAUUGCCGACGACCUGACGAACCGGGACCGUUUCGGCAACCCCAGUAAGGAAAACAAGUACGACGCCAUCGACCUGGACCCGUACGGAACCGCCGCUCCUUUCCUGGACGCCGCCGUGCAGGCCGUCCGGGACGACGGUGGCCUUCUCGCCGUCACUUGCACGGACGGCAGCCACUGGGCCGGCCACUGCUACGCCGAGAAGUGUUUCUCGCUGUACGGCGGUGUUCCCGUCAAGGGCCUCCACUCGCACGAGGUCGGCAUCCGCCUCAUCCUCCACGCGCUGACAAGCGCGGCGGCCAAGUACGGCCUGACGAUCGAGCCGCAGCUGUCCCUCUCAAUCGACUUUUACUGCCGGGUGUUUGUCAAGGUGCGCAAGUCCAAGGACGCGGUCAACUACCAGGGUGGCAAGACGAUGAUCAUGUACAACUGCCCGGGAUGCUCGGCGUGGGAGACGCAACCGAUGGUGCGCACUCGGCCGGCGCCCAAGAAGAAGGAGGGCUACUUUUACAAGCACGGGCUGUCGCAGGGCCCGCCCACGGACUCGCACUGCAAGCACUGCGGGUCGAGCAUGCACAUCGCGGGGCCGAUGUACAGCGGCCCGCUGCACAACCCCGACUUCAUCCAGGGCAUCCUCGACCUGCUGCCGACGGUGGACAAGAGCGUGUACCAGACGACGUCGAGGAUAGAGGGCAUGCUCCAGACGGCCAUGGAGGAGUACCUGCCCGGGCCGGGGCCGAAGGAGGAGGUGGACGCCAAGGACAGGGAACUGGCGAGGGUGGACGACUACCCGUUCUUUGUGAUGCCGUCGAGGCUCGCGGGCACGCUCAGCACGCAGCAGCCGCCGGACGACAUGUUCCGCGGGGCGCUGAAGCACUUGGGGUACCGCGUGACGCGCAGCCACUGCCGGCCCGGCAGCGUCAAGACGGACGCGCCGUGGGAGGCCAUCUGGUUCGUCAUGCGCGAGUGGGUUCGGCAGAAGGCGCCCGUCCGCACAGACCGGAUCAACCCGCAGAUGCCGGCGUACCGGUUGCUCGGCCUCGACAAGGCGGAGAGCAACGGCGAAGGAAAGGAGACGAAAGCGGAGGAGGAGGAUGGGGAGAAGGAGGAGACGGGCGCGGACGUGGAGAUGAAGGAGGGACUCGAGCAGGAUAAGCAGACGGAUAAGGGCGAGGUCGAGAAGACGGACGAGAGCUCCGAGGGGGAGGAGAAGAAGGCGGCAGCGUCGCAGGAGGAGCUGCGCAAGACGCUUGUGUUCGACGACAAGCUCGCGAAGCUCGGCAAGCGCAGAGAGCAGCGGAAGCUGGUACGAUACCAGAUGAACCCGCGGGAGAACUGGGGCCCGAUGACGAGGGCGAAGGGGGCGUGA